This is a messenger RNA of Cladophialophora psammophila CBS 110553, 1080 nucleotides long. RefSeq lists its product as uncharacterized. The record is from RefSeq and is a predicted model, not a curated record. NCBI's taxonomy places the organism in Eukaryota, Fungi, Ascomycota, Eurotiomycetes, Chaetothyriales, Herpotrichiellaceae. Bases 1 to 1080 code for a protein of 359 amino acids. Gene Ontology annotation, cellular component: nucleus. Gene Ontology annotation, biological process: positive regulation of transcription by RNA polymerase II. Gene Ontology annotation, molecular function: DNA-binding transcription factor activity; transcription cis-regulatory region binding. The transcript is spliced from 2 exons.
AUGUCUACACGCAAUGUCGACGGAGCAAACAGAGCCGGUGAAAUACAAGGAGAUGUUCGUGAGCGCGAUGAAUCUUAUCUGUACAGGGGUUUAAAGAUCGUCAGCGGGGAUCCAUGGGAUUCACGACUUUUUAUCCUCCAAUGUGAGGAGAUCGUCAACAAGAUUGGUAGGAAGAAGGGGCCGUUCUCUGCCAAAGCACUGCAACUGCACAGAAUAUUUGCUUACAUCAGGGUUAUUGAAAAAACAACCUUCGUCCAAACGAGGGAUCAGUAUCUCGUAACCCUAGGCAAAAAACCCAUGCUUGCCAACGAAAUAGAACUUGUGAAGAAGAUACCGGAGGAUAGCUUUCCCCAUUCAGCAACUCUCGCGUCGGACUAUGAGACCUGGUCAGAUCUUGGGUUGAGUGGGCCUGAGGAAGAGACCUUCAACGACUUCUAUGGUAUGCCUGCAUCCAUCUUAAAGCUGAUCGCAAGAACGAACAAUAUGGUUGCCCAGAUCGACCCGCCGCAACACCAUGGAACCGCUCAGCCUUACAUGCCCGCGGAAUUGAUCGAGGCCGCUGCAGCCUUGGAAAGGGACAUUUGUCACUGGGAGACACCGCAAAGACAAGCCGAAAGUAACGGUGACACUUUCAUUUUGUUGAGCUGCAGCUCUACCAACAGCAUCCCGGAUCCAGCCCAAACUAUGAAGUCUAAUAUCGCCACAGCGAUGCACCACGCAUUGAUGGUCUACUUCUUCCGGUUUGUGCGAGGCACCAAUCCUAUAAUACUGCAACACUAUGUCGAAAGCAUCCUCAGUAACCUCGAAAUGCAUCAUGAAAGCAAACAGUGCUUCUUUCCCGGGGUGCGGUUGGGUGUCACUGUGUGGCCCAGCUUCAUCGCUGCCUGUGAAGCGCUGGGGGAUGGCUUGCGCCGUCGCGCCAUACUCUGCAUGAGACACGCUGCUUGGGCGGGCUUCCAGAAUGCGGAAGCGGCAGAAAUGGUUGCAAAAGAAGUAUGGCGACGACGUGAUGCAGGGGAGUUGCACGUAUCCUGGAGCACUGUCCUACGGGAGUCUCAGACCAUUCUGCUACUGACCUGA